GUUGUGCAUGUACCUGUUUGAACAGAGAACUCCUGCAUAUCACAUCCAGCAACAGAAGCUGUGGCAGAUGCGGCAUUCAAAGCAAUCCCAUUGUCCUGAAUGGGACGACAGGAAGAGCUGGGAUGAAAGGAAGCACAGUAGCAGCCGUAAACGCAGGAAAAGGUCCCAGAGCAGUGGACAAGAAAGCAAGCACUAUAAGCCAAAUCACAUUUCAGAAAGUCAUUAUUUGGACGAUAGAGCCAUAAAUGAAAGAGACCAUCAUGACCGGAGAUAUGUUGAGGAAUACAGAAAUAACUUCUGUGAAGUAUAUGACCACAGGCAUUAUCACAGAGACUAUGAAAAGAGUCACCAUCAUCACUAUAGCAAAUCCUCUGGUCGGAGCAGGAAAAGUAGUCAUAAAAGGAAGCAUAAGAGACAUCAUUGCUCCAGUCACCAAUCGCAUUCGAAGAGUCACCGAAGGAAAAGAUCCAGGAGUGUAGAGGAUGAUGAGGAGGGUCACCUGAUCUGUGAAAGUGGAGACGUUCUAAGAGCAAGAUAUGAAAUUGUUGCAACUUUAGGAGAAGGAGCUUUUGGAAAAGUAGUGGAGUGCAUAGAUCACGAUAUGAGAGGAAUGCAUGUAGCAGUUAAAAUUGUGAAAAAUGUUGGUAGAUACCGGGAGGCAGCCCGUUCAGAAAUACAGGUGUUGGAACACUUGAACACCAUGGACCCAAGCAGCACUUUCCGCUGUGUCCAGAUGCUGGAAUGGUUUGAUCAUCAUGGCCAUGUUUGCAUUGUUUUUGAGCUGCUGGGACUUAGUACUUACGACUUUAUUAAAGAAAACAGCUUUCUGCCAUUUCAUAUUAAUGACAUUAGAAAUAUGGCUUAUCAAAUUUGCCAAUCUAUCAACUUUUUACACCAUAAUAAACUAACUCAUACAGAUUUAAAGCCUGAAAACAUCUUGUUUGUGGAGUCUGAUUACAUAGUGAAGUACAAUGCCAAAAUGAAGCGAGAUGAACGCACUUUAAAAAACACAGACAUCAAAGUCGUUGAUUUUGGGAGUGCAACUUUUGAUGAUGAGCAUCACAGCACAUUAGUGUCGACAAGGCACUAUCGAGCUCCUGAGGUUAUUUUAGCUCUGGGAUGGUCGCAGCCUUGUGAUGUUUGGAGCAUUGGUUGUAUUCUAAUUGAGUAUUACCUUGGAUUUACAGUGUUCCAGACCCAUGAUAGCAAAGAACACUUGGCAAUGAUGGAAAGGAUACUGGGACCUCUGCCAGCUCACAUGAUCAAGAAAUCCAGAAAGCAUUAUUUUCACCACGACCAGUUGGACUGGGAUGAGCACAGCUCUGCAGGCCGAUACGUUAGGAGACGCUGUAAGCCCUUAAAGGAAUUCAUGCAUUGCCAGGACACAGAUCAUCAGAGUCUGUUCGACCUUGUUCGCAGGAUGCUGGAAUACGAUCCGGCCAAAAGGAUUACUCUCGAUGAAGCCUUGCAACACCCUUUUUUUGAACCAAUAAGUAAAUAAGUUCAGUGAUGUUUUAAUGCUUCUCCCAGGAGAUUUCCUAGACUGUGUCAGUCAGCAGAGGUUGCAUGCAACUUUUGUAAACCUUAAAUUAUUUUGUACAGUGGAGUCUGUAAAUACCUACCCAUGUUUUGUAUAACUGUUAACGUUGGCCUUGUUGGGACAGGUGUAGUCUUCUGGGUAUCACACUGAGAAAUAAAAGUAAUUUUCAUUUU
Messenger RNA from Eurypyga helias (sunbittern), 1713 nucleotides. It is a transcript of the gene CLK4, whose product is annotated as CDC-like kinase 4. Gene Ontology annotation, cellular component: nucleus. The record is from RefSeq and is a predicted model, not a curated record. Bases 8 to 1501 code for a protein of 497 amino acids. Gene Ontology annotation, biological process: protein phosphorylation; regulation of RNA splicing. The transcript has 13 exons. Gene Ontology annotation, molecular function: protein tyrosine kinase activity; ATP binding. NCBI's taxonomy places the organism in Eukaryota, Metazoa, Chordata, Aves, Eurypygiformes, Eurypygidae.